Arabidopsis lyrata subsp. lyrata is the source of this 1002-nucleotide messenger RNA. RefSeq lists its product as uncharacterized. The transcript has 4 exons. Bases 35 to 841 code for a protein of 268 amino acids. NCBI's taxonomy places the organism in Eukaryota, Viridiplantae, Streptophyta, Magnoliopsida, Brassicales, Brassicaceae. The record is from RefSeq and is a predicted model, not a curated record.
ACCUGUCCCUAUUCACAUUGUUUCCGACGACGAUAUGGACAUGUUCCUAGCUAUGCGGGUAGACAUCAACGAAAUGAAGCUGUACGUUGUCCCUAUGCCGGUGAACAUGACACUGGAAAUAGAUGGGUUCAAAGUGGUGCCUCUGAUGGACGAGUUCGCGCUGUAUGAAGUGAUGAGUAAGGAGGAGCUGGAGAAAGAAAGAAAGCGCCGUCUUGACAGAGAAGCCGGCGACAACAUCAUCUGCUCGCAAGUUCCCAGGGAAGACGUGGGGGACAGCAAUGAUGGACCCCUUGGAUGGAUAGGGAAUUCGUACGCAAGUAGCGGGUUCGCUACACUUUCAGCGGCUUUGAGGCAUUACAAGACCUUGACAGAGGCUCCACAAACCCGUGGGUCACCCGUCUGUGUACUAGAACCUGAGGGAAGCUCGUCUUCCGACAAUAACAGGGUCACACGACUAACCAGAAACCUGUUCUCAGAUUUUGAAAGAGCCGACAGAUCUAGUGGAGAUAUCGGCGAGAACUCGGUACAAGGGAACGACCAGACGACUCAAGUAGAGGCAUCAGAACAAAUCAAUGCAUCUGUAGCUUACGGACCUGUCGGAGAUGUAGGCGCCGACUCUGGACAACAGGACGUCCAAGCGACUCAAGAAUAUGCAGCAGAACGCAUCAAUGAGGACAACCGUACAGAUGCCCCGAUUCACAGAAUGUUAAGGAUGCUAAGCCUUCCUGAACACACAUUCGCAAGGGACGCAGCGCCAGUGUUUGAUGACAACGAGCCAUACGGUAAACUAUUAUUUAAAAUUUUCAAUUAUUUGCAUGUUAUAAAUAGCUGUCUAUUAUAAAACAUAAACCGCUAUUAAAUGAUUUAAAAUGGUAACUGUUUUAAUAGGUUCAGAGAGGACAAGGCUUGUCGUGCUGGAUGUCGACUACGAAGGAGACGAGCUGUUUGUGGGACGUGUAUUCAAGAAUCGAGACGAUUGCAAAGUUAAAAUAGCAGUCCACG